AUGAUUGUAUCUGGUAAUGGAACACAAUUUGUGUCCAGUAAACUUAGAAAAUUUUGUGAAAUGUUCACAGUAGAACAUAAAACCAUAGCACCUUAUCAUCCCAGAUCAAAUGGACAGGCAAAGCGUUUUGUGGACAUUUUUAAAAGAACUUUGAGAAAAGCAAACAAGGCAGUCACAGACGAAGUCGCUCUGCAGCAAUUCCUAAGGGUUUACAGGGUGACAUCGAAUCCCAAUACACCGGCAGGAAGCUCAACAGCAAAGCUGAUGUUCGCGAGGAAGAUGAAAUCAGAUUUUGAUAAACUGUCACCUGGCGAGGAAAGAAAAAGUACCAGGAAAGACAAUCCCAAAUUUUUCAAAAUUGGUGAUAAGGUGUACAUGAGGUUGUAUAAAAACGGAAAACAGGAGAAAGGCAAAAUUACAAAGUACAUAGGAAAAAUGAAGUACGGAAUUAAAAUCAGAAAAGGUAUUGAAUAA
This is a messenger RNA of Octopus bimaculoides (California two-spot octopus), 474 nucleotides long. RefSeq lists its product as uncharacterized. Lineage: Eukaryota; Metazoa; Mollusca; Cephalopoda; Octopoda; Octopodidae. The record is from RefSeq and is a predicted model, not a curated record.